Molecule: messenger RNA, 802 nt
Organism: Mercurialis annua (annual mercury)
Lineage: Eukaryota; Viridiplantae; Streptophyta; Magnoliopsida; Malpighiales; Euphorbiaceae
Product: eukaryotic translation initiation factor 1A
Exons: 2
Coding region: 165-602 (145 amino acids)
Biological process (GO): translational initiation
Cellular component (GO): cytoplasm
Molecular function (GO): translation initiation factor activity; RNA binding
Source: RefSeq, a predicted model, not a curated record
GGAAUUGAAUUCACUCGGUUUCGCAUAAAUAAAAAAGCUAGGGCUUAGCUUCACUAGCAAAGAAUCAAAUAAUCCACCUGAUUUUUUUUAUUUUCCACAAGCUUCCUCUCUUUGAUUUCUCGUUCUACGUCGCUCAUUCAUCCGCUUAAGAAGUAUUUGGAACCAUGCCGAAGAAUAAGGGAAAGGGAGGAAAGAAUAGGAAGAGAGGAAAGAACGAAGCAGAUGACGAGAAGCGCGAGCUCAUUUUCAAGGAAGAUGGACAAGAGUACGCGCAAGUGCUUCGUAUGCUUGGAAACGGCCGUUGUGAGGCCAUGUGUAUUGAUGGCACUAAGCGUCUAUGCCACAUUCGUGGUAAGAUGCACAAGAAGGUUUGGAUUGCAGCCGGUGAUAUUAUUCUUGUUGGGUUGCGUGACUACCAGGAUGACAAAGCUGAUGUUAUCUUGAAGUAUAUGCCGGAUGAAGCUAGGCUUCUCAAGGCUUAUGGUGAACUUCCGGAGAACACACGUCUCAAUGAGGGUAUUGCCGGUGGUCUUGAUGAGGAGGACGAUGGUGCCGGUGAUGAUUAUAUUGAGUUUGAGGAUGAAGACAUAGAUAAGAUCUAGAGCUUUAAAACUGACUACUGUUAUUUUUCUUUUAUGUUUCUUUAUGAAGUGAGAUGGUUCAUGAGAGUUUAUAAUAUUUUACAGAGCCUCACCUUCGGUUUGUGCUUGAUAAAUUGGUAAUUGAGAUGGUAAUCUGGUUGUAUGUCAUGUAUUACUUGUUAUCGCUUUAAGCCCUCUCAAUGUUAUAUUGUUCUUGUGAA